This is a messenger RNA of Tigriopus californicus, 1674 nucleotides long. Its product is annotated as protoporphyrinogen oxidase-like. Gene Ontology annotation, cellular component: mitochondrial inner membrane. Bases 118 to 1539 code for a protein of 473 amino acids. Gene Ontology annotation, biological process: heme biosynthetic process. Lineage: Eukaryota; Metazoa; Arthropoda; Copepoda; Harpacticoida; Harpacticidae. The record is from RefSeq and is a predicted model, not a curated record. The transcript has a single exon. Gene Ontology annotation, molecular function: protoporphyrinogen oxidase activity, oxygen as acceptor.
CCUGAACCUAACUAAUAGGACUAAGGAAUUAGAUGAAAGGAAAUAAAGAGUCUCAUACCAAGUCAUAAACCAAAUGAUCCUCAAACAACUUCAAUAGACUGAGUAAUUCAUUCUAGGAUGAGCUACGUGGUGGCUGGAGGUGGAUUGGGUGGCUUGGCCGUGGCCCAUUAUCUGGCCAAACUGCCGACAACCCGAAAAAUUCUGAUCUUAGAAGCCUCAUCCCGAAUGGGAGGUUGGGUUCAGACCUCAACUAUGAAUGAUGGCGUGUAUUUUGAGCAUGGGCCUCGAACUGUCAGACCCGUGGGUCCAGCCGGACAUAACACGUUGAAUUUGAUCCAAGAAUUGGGCUUGGAUCAGGAUGUCCUCCCAAUCUCACGGCCUCAUCCCAUUAUCACCAAACGUCUCAUUUAUGCAGAUGGAACGCUAUGUGAGCUCCCAUCGAACCUUACGAGUGCCUUGAGAACCCUCCCACCUUUCAAACGGCCCAUUGCCACUUGUUUGUGGAACGAUAUCCGGGCUCCUGCCAAGAUAUGCGAAGAUGAUACCUUGUUUGAAUUCGUGUCCCGAAGAUUGGGUGCUGAUAUCGCCCAAAAUCUGAUCGAUCCCAUGACCCGCGGGAUUUGUGCGGGCGAUGCCAGACAAAUCAGUGCAGCGGCUUUCGUGGCUGGUCCCCUUUUUCGAAUGGAACAAGAAUCCGGUGGAAUCGUAAAACAUCUGCUCAAGAAUUCCUUCUUCCAAGAGAAAAGUGUUUUGGAAGAGAGCGAAGAAUCAGAUCUGGUUCAGAGAGCUAAGAGUGAAAAGUGGGGGGUUUGGAGCCUAAAAGGUGGACUAGAGACUUUUACCCAAAAAUGGAGUCAAGUGCUUGAAAAGCAAGGCGUCGAGAUUCGGCGAGAUUCGAAGAUUUCGGAUCUUCGUUCAAACAAGAAAGGAGAAGAACUUCAAGUGAUCAUGGAAAAUGAUGAAGUUUUCGAAUGUGAUCACCUCUUCCUGACCAUUCCAGCUUUCGUUUCGUCCCGGCUUUUUGACAAAUUGGAUCCAAACUUGAGCAAUAUUCUCAAUAACAUCCCUUUUGUCGACGUGGGCGUGGUAAAUCUCGAGUUUGAAGGCCGUGUAACGGAUAUUGAAGCCUUUGGGUUUCUUGUGCCGUCCAAUCAACCAGUUCGCAUCUUAGGUACAACCUUCGACACUUGUGCCUUUCCCCAGGGAAACAAAACCAUUUUCACUGUCAUGAUGGGUGGGAAAUGGUUCCAAGAAUUAUUCGGAGAGAAUCCGAGUCCGGAUUCUCUCGGAGAAAUCGCGUUGAGCGAACUGAGGCACAUCAUGAACAUCCAAGAACAACCCAACCGGGUCAUGGUCAAGAUUCAUAGAAAGUGCAUUGCACAAUAUAUUGUGGGUCAUAAGCAACAAGUGCAAUUGGCUCGGGAACGUGUGAGAUCACAUGGCUAUCCCUUGAGUUUGGUCGGGAGCAGUUAUGAUGGAGCGGGCGUAAAUGAUGUGAUCAUGAGUGGCAAGCAACAAGUGCUCGCCGUGUUCGAGUAAGAUUUGAUGUCAACUUGACGAUCCCCAUUGUUUGGCCGUUUAAAAAAUUGUCAUGAUAUUUUUUUUUUAUGACUUUGCAAAAUCUGAUGACAGUGUGAGUCCUUUUGCAAAAUAAAGUAUUUAUAUUGUUUCUUA